AAUAUUUGGAAAAUGUGUGUGUGAGAGAGAGAGAGAGAGAGAGAGAAAGAGAGAGACUUUAUUUUCAGAUCAAAUAUGGAAUUAACAAACAUGGAACAGAAACGCAGACACAGCCCGUCCAAAAGAAAAGCCCACUUGUGUAAUUAAGUAACUUCCCCUCAUUUGUAGAACCGGAGCCAAGAGGCAUGUGUGUAUGCAUUUUUCCCAGCUCGAGCACGGAUUUGCUGCUCAGUGGUUCAAGCCUUCCGCUGCCUGUCUCCUACUAGUCCCGGGAAUUCUGACUGAGUGGUACAGAUGUCGUCGGCUCCCUCUUGAAAUGGGGUCUCAUGACCAAGAACCUCCUCGUUAGUCGUUACGUUCACUUCAGAAGAAACAACACAGUUUUGGAAUUGUCAGUGGUACGGGUGCUGUGAAUAUCGCAAAUCUAUAGCCAGGUAAGAUGCUUGAAUCUGAGUUGGUGGACAUCCAGGUCAUGGGAUUUAAUUGCAGAAACAGUAUAUAAUAGGCUUGAAUAACUCAAUAGAUAAUCCAUUAGAUAAUUGCGUAAAAGUGACCAACUGGCUGCUGGUCGAAAGAAACAUUAAAUAUUAAAUGUCAAAUAUAACAUAACCCUGUAAGUCCUUCAAUGGUGUUUUUUUUUUUUUUUAUACUGAUCUGCUUCCAGUGUUCAUGCUAUUUGUGAAAUUAGCAAAUGUACUAGGGCUGUUUUCAUGGACAAGUUCACUGACUUCUGCACCAGUGUUCCAACAGUUUUCAGGAGAAAGUAGCUAACAGUCACCAGACAGGGUCAUAUGGUGUCACUGACUAAUUUGCAUAUUCACUGAGUCAUCAUGAUCAUUUGCAUACCAGCAAGCAAGUUACAUGAAGAAGGAAGAUUUUCCUGACACUUAGAAUAGAAUAGAAUAGUCUUUUCUAAAUUAUAACAUUUCUUACAGGAAGAAAUCUUUUGGUCAUGGCACCACAAACGAAAUUAAUUUCUAUAAAGAACACAGACAAAAUGAAGCAGUGGUAGUGAGUAGUUGAGUAACAUACACAUAGGAAUAACUCACUUUUCUCACGUCAGUGAUUAGUUGUCAAGAGCAAUAGUGAUCAGUGAUUGGUUGUCAGGAACAAUGGUGAUCAGUGAUUGGUUGUCAUGAACAAUGGUGAUCAGUGAUUGGUCUUUGCAAACAAUGGUGAUCAGUGAUUGGCCUUUGAGAAAAAUGAUGAUCUGUGAUUGGUCAAGGAGAACAAUGGUGAUCAGUGAUUAGCUGAAAGAGAACAAUGGCGAUCAGUGAUUAGCUGAAGAGAACAAUGGUGGUGAGUGAUUGGUCAAAGAGAACAAUGGUGGUGAGUGAUUGGUCAAAGAGAACAAUGGUGAUCAGUGAUUGGUUGAGGAGAACAAUGGUGAUCAGUGAUUGGUUGAGGAGAACAGUGGUGAUCAGUGAUUUGUUGAGAACAAUGGUGAUCAGUGAUUGGUCGAUACAUACAGUGGUGACCAAAGUCAUCAAGUUGGCAACACUGUACUGCACCCCCUAUAAACAACUAUUAAUAUUCUAUUAUAAAAAUAUUUUAAAAAUUAAAAGUAAUUCACAACUGCUGUGUUUCUUUGCAACUUCCUGAGACCUUAGUCUUACUGAAUGGCACCUGAUAACUAUGGAAACAAAGUUGCAUUGUCAAAACAGGAUGUAGGUUGUGAAAAAAAGUUAGUUUAGCUUAUUUCCGAUUAUUUCUUGGUCUUGAUAUGUCAAGGUCUUUGUAAGAGAUCUUUCUUUUAUUAAUAUGUCUGUUUAUUUCAUUCCAGAACCCACUGACCGUUGUCAAGUGUUUCAGGUGUUCACUGCGGCCAUGUGUCGCCUGCCCAUGACCUCCUUCUUUCUCUGUCUUUUGAUGGUGGAGCAGAAAACAUGCAAUGGCAAUUCAGUUACUAAUUUUGAUGUUGAGUUCAGCGUCAGCCUCUACCAAGCACUCGCUGAGAAAGAUAACAGCUCCAACUUGAUUGUGUCUCCAGCGAGCAUCUCACUGAGCCUGAGACUGUUGCAGCUCGGAGCAAGGGGCAACACGUUGGCACAGCUUGAAAGAACCACAGGAUAUGACAUCAACGACCCUAGUAUCCAGGAGGCUGUAUCGCAAACCAGAUGUGACCUGUACAAUUCUAGCCAGGGUGCUUGGCUCCAGUUUACUAACACCCUGCUCAUCCAGAGUGGCAUCCAGCUUCGGCCAGAAUUUACCCGAAAUGCUCUGCAAUGGUGCAACAGCAGCCUCAUUAGUGUGAACUUCAGCCUUCCCAAUCACACACAAGGUCGAUUCCAACAAGCGCUGACAAGCAGAGAUGGCUUGCUCCAAGCAGGUGAGGCAAAAGAAGAAGUCAUGGAGGCCUCAUGGUGGGCCAGUGUGCCUCAUAUGGCAUUGCUGAGCUCAGUGGACUUCCAGGGCACCUGGCAGAAACAGUUUCUGUUCAGAGGGACACAAAAUCUGCCUUUCUCUUUGGCUAAUGGCAGUACCAUCAAAGUGCCCAUGAUGUACCAAUCGACGGAAGUAAAGUUUGGUCAGUUUCAUUUGCCAUCAGAUCAGCACUACUCCGUCCUCGAGCUGCCCUACUUUGGCCAAUCCCUAAGCCUUCUGCUGGUGAUACCAAGUGAAAGGAAGACUCCACUCUCACUGUUUCAGACACAACUCACCGGCCGCACUGUGGCAUUCUGGGAUACAGGACUGCGUCAUACCAAAAUGGACAUCUUCCUCCCAAGGUUUAAACUGCACUCUCAGCUCAACCUGAAGCCCGUUCUUGAGUCGCUCGGCAUUUCAGAUGCGUUCAAUCCUCUUGCUGCUGACUUCAGAGGUAUAUCAGAUACAGAGGGCUUCUACGUUUCAGAGGCCAUCCAUAAAGCCACGAUAGACGUGACAGAGGAUGGAACUGCAGCAGCGGCAGCCACGGCCAUGGUGCUGUUGAAAAGAUCCAGAGCGUCCGUGUUCAAAGCGGAUCGCCCAUUCCUCUUUAUCCUACGGCGUGUAAAUGGAGGUAAGGGCAAAUUCCUCUUCAUGCUUUAG
Messenger RNA from Pangasianodon hypophthalmus (striped catfish), 3027 nucleotides. RefSeq names its product serpin peptidase inhibitor, clade E (nexin, plasminogen activator inhibitor type 1), member 3 (gene serpine3). Lineage: Eukaryota; Metazoa; Chordata; Actinopteri; Siluriformes; Pangasiidae. Gene Ontology annotation, biological process: negative regulation of endopeptidase activity. The coding region runs from base 1762 to 3027 and encodes 421 amino acids. Gene Ontology annotation, molecular function: serine-type endopeptidase inhibitor activity. The transcript is spliced from 7 exons. The record is from RefSeq and is a predicted model, not a curated record.